Messenger RNA from Fusarium falciforme, 771 nucleotides. RefSeq lists its product as hypothetical. The transcript is spliced from 2 exons. The record is from RefSeq and is a predicted model, not a curated record. Bases 1 to 771 code for a protein of 256 amino acids. Gene Ontology annotation, cellular component: plasma membrane; endoplasmic reticulum. NCBI's taxonomy places the organism in Eukaryota, Fungi, Ascomycota, Sordariomycetes, Hypocreales, Nectriaceae.
AUGGAUAUCCUACCUAUUCUCAACGAGGUUUUUGCCAUCAACCCAAAUGUGGAGGAUAACAAGGCCUUUUUCAACCAUGGAAUCAACUGGCUCUGGGCUGUGACAGCCAUCCACAUCGUCACCUUUUUGACCAUCCUAUCCAUCUGCUUCGUCGUGCCCGAGAACAAGCGAGUCUUCCACUACCUCUUCACCGUCGCUGUCCUCGUCGGUGCCGUCAGCUACUACGGCCAAGCCGCGACCACCACCCUCUUCUUUGCCAGAUACGCCAACUGGCUCGUCGCCUUUCCUUCUCUCGCCCUCGGACUCGGCUUGGCCAGUGGUGUCUCAUGGACUACCAUUGCUUGCAACAUGGCCAUCACCUGGCUCUGGAUCCUCCCAUACUUUACCGCCGCAUUGACCUUGACCUCUUACAAAUGGGGUUUCUUCGCCUUCGGCACCGUGUCAUACCUUAUCCUCGCCAUGAGCACCCUCAAUGAAAGCUACAAGGAGGCAAAGCGUCGAGGCAUCGGCCGAGACUACCUCAUCUUGGCCGGAUGGGUCAACUUCCUGUGGUUCCUCUACCCCAUCGCCUUUGGCAUCAGCGACGGUGGCCACAAGGUCAGCACGACAGUAGGAUCCAUCAUCUUUGGCGUCUUGGACGUUUUGCUCUUGCCCAUCUUUGCGUUUAUCUUCACCGGCUUUGCGAAUAAAUGGGACUGGCGCAAGCUGGAACUCGACUUUAGUGCUUACCGUGGAAGUCGUCAGCCGGAUAUGGAGGCUGCUCUAGUUUAA